This is a messenger RNA of Rhododendron vialii, 2040 nucleotides long. RefSeq lists its product as uncharacterized. The transcript is spliced from 6 exons. The record is from RefSeq and is a predicted model, not a curated record. Gene Ontology annotation, biological process: deoxyribonucleotide catabolic process. Bases 415 to 1587 code for a protein of 390 amino acids. Lineage: Eukaryota; Viridiplantae; Streptophyta; Magnoliopsida; Ericales; Ericaceae. Gene Ontology annotation, molecular function: 5'-nucleotidase activity.
AUUUUCUUUCCUCUUUCUCUUUCAACUAAACAAUGGAAGGAAAAUUUUAUAAGUUUUCCUUCUUUCUCCUUUCCUUCCCAUGGUUCCAAACAUAGCCUUAUAUUAAUCGGUCUGUGGAUGCUGUUGCCGGAGGCAUUUACUAGUACUUGGGUAGGGCUAUCAUCCCCAGUUUCACGGAUCGCCUCUGAAGGAAGCUGUUGAAGUCAGGAAAUGCCAUUGGAGAUAUCCAACAACGGUACCCUUUCUUGCCGUCGUUGUCUUUGAUACUGCGGAGGUGGGAAGACUAAUCGUGCAUAACUCUUUCAAUUUCCUUCUUUGGACGCGCAUGGAAAGAGUCUCUUCCUUGAAGUGAGAGAUAGGAAUAGAGGGAGGUAGUUUGUGUCGGAUGCCUCAGAGAGAGUGAAAGAUCUCGUUAUGAUAAAGUGGCAAAGCCGCCUAGGUUCGUCGUUAUUGUUUCGUCCGCACCACCACCGAUUGGGGGAUUGUUGUUUAAUGGCCGCCGCCGCCGCCGCCUCUUCGCUGUUUCAAGGCACAAACGAUCCAUUGCUGUUAGUACGAUCCACAACAUUGCACGCCCUGCAUCACCAUCUACGAAACCGCUAUCAUGCUUCCCCAAACCUAAUUCAGCGCUUUCGUUGUUAUCCAUUUCGUAGCGGGUCGGAACUAAACGGAAGAUGUGGCCUUAAUGGGCUGAGUCUCGAGGGUUGCUCCUUUUACAGUCUGGAUCAUCUCUGUAAAAGGAUUGACAGCAAAAUAAACAACAGCAACAGCAACUAUCACCAUCAUCAUGAUGCAUUUCGGAAUGCUAGGGCAUUUGCUCCGAGCCUGCACCCACAGCUCGUUUGUGAUUCUGAGAUUAGACUAGAAGAUGAUGACCGCUGGAAUGGUGCUGCGGCUAGAUUGGAAAACGGUUGCAGUGGCACAUACCACCGUGGGAACCCCCUUGGUUAUCCAGAGCUAACAAACACGGAAAAAGUAGUCGUUGCUGUUGAUGUGGACGAGGUUCUUGGAAACUUCAUAUCAGCUCUGAAUAGGUUUAUUGCAGAUCGUUACUCUUUGGAUCACUCUGUUUCGGAGUACCAUGUCUAUGAGUUCUUCAAGAUAUGGAACUGCUCCCGUGAUGAAGCUGAUAGCCGUGUGCAUGAAUUCUUCAAGACAUCUUAUUUCAAGACAGGGAUUCAUCCAAUUCCAGGUGCACGGCAGACUCUUCAGAAGUUGUCAAGAUUUUGUAACUUAUCAGUUGUGACGUCGCGGCAGAAUGCAAUUAGAGACGUCACGAUCGAGUGGAUUGAGAAGCAUUACCCAGGGCUGUUCCACGAGAUUCACUUUGGAAACCACUUUGCUUUGGAAGGGCACUCUAGACCUAAAUCAGAUAUUUGCAGGUCAUUGGGAGCGAAGGUUUUGAUUGAUGAUAACCCUAGAUAUGCCUUAGAGUGUGCUGAAGUUGGAAUUAGGGUCCUACUUUUUGAUUAUGAGAACUCAUAUCCUUGGUGCAAGAUAGAGUCUGUUAAUCAACAUCCCCUGGUCACGAAGGUUCACAGUUGGGAAGAAGUGGAGCAUCAGUUAAUUUCCUCGACUGUUUUAUAAAUCUGUUUUCGGUAGCUGGUUCAGAGCACUAUUCUUUCUCUGCUUUUGAUAACUUGGUGUUGGGCCUAAUGGACUAACUGAUCCGGGGGCAACCCUACCGUCCAUUUGGGGGGCCAAUUAUUCUCUCUUGAAGUCAAUUCUUGUUCACAACAUACAUCGGAGGAAAUGCUAAAGGAACUGAACUUUCACAUAUGGUCUCUGAGGAAGCAGCUCUAGAACAGUUGAAUAGGGUCGUUGGAUUGUGGCGUAGGUAGUACUAAUAGGUAAGAGGGAGAGAUAUGAUGUUUUCAAUUUUAUGUCUCUCCUGUUUCAUUUUAUGUUCUCAUUCUGAAGUUCAUGGAAGGAAACGACAUCAUGGAUUGAUAGGUUGUGAUUAGAGCACCAAUUUGUCUUUUUUUUAUUAAAUGUUCCAAUUUGGAAUACAUCAAUGCCCAAUGGUUAUGGAUUCAAUAA